Messenger RNA from Scophthalmus maximus (turbot), 5162 nucleotides. RefSeq names its product mucin-5AC-like. The transcript has 3 exons. The record is from RefSeq and is a predicted model, not a curated record. NCBI's taxonomy places the organism in Eukaryota, Metazoa, Chordata, Actinopteri, Pleuronectiformes, Scophthalmidae. The coding region runs from base 125 to 4885 and encodes 1586 amino acids. Gene Ontology annotation, molecular function: hydrolase activity; nucleic acid binding; metal ion binding.
CUGAAAUAUGAAGAAUGAACUUCCUCCUUCCUGGACAUUCGAGCAGGACGGUCUUGUCGUCACUGCUGUGAACCCGAGGACACGAUUUAUCUGAAACCUGAGGAGCUGAGUUUUUCAGAGGAAGAUGCUGCGCCUCCCGCCUCUCGCUGCCCUCGUCCUCCUCUUCUCGUCCAUCGGUCCCAGCGUUGCUGAAGUGGUGCCGUUGAUCGCACAGUGUCAACAAUUCUUUCUUCAGAAUAAUCCACCGGAGAUACCGGGAAUCUUGGUGGGAGGGAACAUCCUGAACCAGAACAGAUACAAGCCCAUUUGCCAGACCUUGGCGAACACGGUAACGUUUGUGACGCUCUACGACAUCACCAACAAGAUUCCAGUGUUUUCUGCCUACAAGUACAAUGGGAUAUCACUGGUUCCAAGACCUAAAACCCCUUGGAAGAUAGAACCACAGCUUGAGAACCCAAAUAACAAUGCCAAUAUGAGGAAAGACAAUGGCGCUGUGUAUAACAACCAGGCCGGCACGAAAGAUUACAAUAACCAACAAGGAUUCGACAGAGGGCAUUUAUUACCAAGCUGUUAUGGUUUUAGCCAAGAAGAUAAAAUCUCUACCUUUACCCUGACCAACAUUGUUCCACAAGUAGAUACGUUUAAUCAGGGAAGCUGGAGCAAUAUGGAGAACUGCGUCAAAUGUGUUCUGGAUGAAUACUGCAUCAACAACAACGGCUUAAGAGAAGGCUAUGUGGUCAUCGGAGCACAGCCCGGCAACAACUUCCUCAAGAACAAGAUGAAUAUUCCCUCCAUGCUCUGGUCAGCAUUCUGUUGCUAUAGUCACAGUCAGGGGAUGUGGUUAGCAAGUGCUCACUGGGGCCAAAACAUUCCAGAUGAAAAUCAGAAAUAUCUCCAGACGAAGACCUUGGCAGAGCUCCGCAAUGAACUGGGACAAACGAUUGAAGUGUUUUCUGGAACUCAAUGUCCUCUCCACACAACUGUCACUCAUCUCUACCCACACCUAAGCACUGUCUGCCACUGCCCACCACACGUUUCAACAACUUCUGCUCCUCCCACAACUACCUCUACCCCUCCAGUUUCAACAUUUACACCUCUUCCUAGCACAUCUGACUCACCAACCACCACAUCUGGCUCACCCAUGACCUCAUCUGACCCUAUUAGCACCACAUCUGGCCUUUUUACUACAACGCAUGGAACUUCACCUACAUCUGGUCAUUACACUACCACACCUGGCACUGUCAGUACCACAUCUGGCCUUUUUACAACCACACCUGGGACUUCAUCUACAUCUGGCCCUGCUACUACCACAUCUACCCCUCUUAGUACCACAUCUACCCCUCUUAGUACCACAUCUGGCCCUGUCAGUACCACAUCUGCCCCUCUAAGCACCACAUCUGGCCCUGUCAGUACCACAUCUGCCCCUCUAAGCACCACAUCUGGCCCUGUUACUACCACAUCUGCCCCUCUAAGCACCACAUCUGGCCCUGUCAGUACCACAUCUGGCCUUUUUACAACCACACCUGGGACUUCAUCUACAUCUGGUCCUGCCACCACCACUUCUGGCCCUUUUACAACUAUAUCUGGCCCACUUAGUACCACAUCUGGCCUUUUUACAACCACACCUGGGACUUCAUCUACAUCUGGCCCUGCUACUACCACAUCUGGCACUGUCAGUACCACAUCUGGCCCUUUAAGUACCACAUCUGGCCCUGUCAGUACCACAUCUGGCCCUCUUAGUACCACACCCGGCCUUUUUACUACUACACCUGCGACUUCUACAUCUGGUCCUGCCACUACCACUUCUGGCCCUUUUACAACUACAUCUGGCCCUCUUAGUACCACACCUGGCCCUGUCAGUACCACAUCUGGCCUUUUUACAACCACACCUGGGACUUCAUCUACAUCUGGCCCUGCUACUACCACAUCUGGCCCUGUCAGUACCACAUCUGGCCCUCUCAGUACCACACCUUGCCCUGUCAGUACCACAUCUGGCCUUUUUACAACCACACCUGGGACUUCAUCUACAUCUGGCCCUGCUACUACCACAUCUACCUCUCGUAGUACCACAUCUGGCCUUUUUACAACCACACCUGGGACUUCAUCUACAUCUGGCCCUGCUACUACCACAUCUGCCCUUCUAAGCACCACAUCUGGCCCUGUCAGUACCACAUCUGGCCUUUUUACAACCACACCUGGGACUCCAUCUACAUCUGGCCCUGUUACUACCACAUCCGCCCCUCUAAGCACCACAUCUGGCCCUGCCAGUACCACAUCUGGCCUUUUUACAACCACACCUGGGACUUCAUCUACAUCUGGCCCCACUACUACCACAUCUAGCCCUCUUAGUACCACAUCUGGCUUUUUUACAACCACACCUGGGACUUCAUCUACAUCUGGCCCUGCUACUACCACAUCUGCCCCUCUAAGCACCACAUCUGGCCCUGCCAGUACCACAUCUGGCCUUUUUACAACCACACCUGGGACUUCAUCUACAUCUGGCCCCACUACUACCACAUCUAGCCCUCUUAGUACCACAUCUGGCAUUUUUACAACCACACCUGGGACUUCAUCUACAUCUGGCCCUGCUACUACCACAUCUGCCCUUCUAAGCACCACAUCUGGCCCUGUCAGUACCACAUCUGGCCUUUUUACAACCACACCUGGGACUCCAUCUACAUCUGGCCCUGUUACUACCACAUCCGCCCCUCUAAGCACCACAUCUGGCCCUGCCAGUACCACAUCUGGCCUUUUAACAACCACACCUGGGACUUCAUCUACAUCUGGCCCCACUACUACCACAUCUAGCCCUCUUAGUACCACAUCUGGCUUUUUUACAACCACACCUGGGACUUCAUCUACAUCUGGCCCUGCUACUACCACAUCUGCCCCUCUAAGCACCACAUCUGGCCCUGCCAGUACCACAUCUGGCCUUUUUACAACCACACCUGGGACUUCAUCUACAUCUGGCCCCACUACUACCACAUCUAGCCCUCUUAGUACCACAUCUGGCAUUUUUACAACCACACCUGGGACUUCAUCUACAUCUGGCCCUGCUGCUACCACAUCUGCCCCACUUAGCACCACAUCUGGCCAUGUCAGUACCACAUCUGGCCCUCUUAGUACCACAUCUGGCCCUGUCAGUACCACAUCUGGCCCUCUUAGUACCACACCCGGUCUUUUUACUACCACACCUGCAACUUCUACAUCUGGUCCUGCCACUACCUCAUCUGACCCUUUUACAACUACAUAUGCCCCUCUUAGCACAACAUCUGGCCCUGUCAGCACCACAUCCAGCCUUUUUACCACCACACCUGGGACUUCAUCUACAUCAGUCCCUGCAACUACCACAUCUGGCCCUGUCAGUACAACGUCUGGGCCUUUUACUUCCACACCUCCCAGUACAACAUCUGCCCUUCCCACAACUACAACUAGUCAUGCUGCUACGACAACCAGUGCUUCCUCAACUACUGCUCCUGCCACUCUGAGCACCACUGGUCCUACAACUACGGAAACACCAGCAACAACUAUUCUUCUAACAACCACUCUCCCUCUGACCACAACAUCUGUUUCUGCAACUACUAAACCUCAAACUACUACCAUUCGACCAACAACCACACUGCCUACAACGACCACCAAAACUACAACUGCUACAACCUCCACUACGACAGUUACCACUGCAACCACAACCACCACAACUACAAAGAAGAAAAAGGAAGAUGAAAAAAACAAUGAAAGUGAGCAGGAAAUAAAUAAUCAAGGACAAGGAAUAGGAGAUAUAGUACCAAAUUUACUUGUUCCAGGCAGUGGAUUAGCUUUGGGAAGCCUAGGUGCUGGUUUCACCGCAUUAUUUGGUGGAAUUGCAAGUGCAUUUUCAGGAUUGUCCGGGUCAUUUUUGACAUCACUCGGACUAGGAAAUAUAGCUAUUGUUUUGCUUUCAGCCAGUCCACCUCCUGUUGCUGGUCCUCAUCCAAACAAUGAGCAUCCAGAUGCCACUACUCCUAAAACUCCUACCACCACACUUAUGUCUGUUAUAACGUCUGCAAUUCCAGCCAUGGACGUUUUAACUGUUCUGGCCGUUUCUGUUGCUGCUGCCACCUCCACAGCGCCUCCUGGCAGCAAACCCAUUGCCACAACAAGUCCUCUCAAAACUCCUUCCAUGCCAGCAAAAGCAAUUACUAUUCAUCCAGCAACUACUACAGAACAAUCAUCUGUCAGGCCUUUGACCGUGGGCCAGGAUUCAACAACUGCAAUGCCCCAGACAACAUCAGUCCAAGCCAACUCCGCUGUGGCCGUUACCUCAACCCCCUCUGUCGAUGCAGUUACGACUCAGACAGAUUCAAUUUCUGAGGAAAGCACUAAUACCAAACCUUCUUCAGCCACUGCUACUCUUUCUGCUCAGCCUCACACUGCUGACAGCACUUUCAGUGGCAGUACUGUCCCUUUAAACUCAACUGAUCCUCAGCUUACAUCAGCACCAGCCACCACUUACCUCGCAGAAACGACCACUGCUCCAUUAACUUCUCAGAAUAGUUUGUCUUUUUCUUUAAGCACCACCUUUGCUCUUACAAAUGCCACUUCUCCUCUCGGCUUUUCUCCUAAUCAGACCUUCACUUCUGCAAUUCACACCACAAAUGUUUCUCAGUCAAACUCCACUAGUCCCCCAACGUCAGUAGCUCAUCGCAUCAUGUCCACCCAUCGUCCGACUUCUCACUCAGAGCCUCCUCCAACCUCGAGUGCACCAAUGGUGUUCAACCCUCCUUUUCCUCUUUCAAAUUCCACCAUCCCAUGUCCUCCUCUUGCACAAAUAUCUAUUUUGCACCAAUACCAGAACAUCCUUGCCUACUACCAGUACCAGUUACACCAAUACCAGACUGUCAACUAGCAGGAGUUUUGUGCUCAAGUGUUGAUACUUGGCAUUACACCCCAAUCAAGCAGUGACGCCACUAACUACUACCAGCUUCUCUACUGACACACAGGAGAAAGCAAACUCCACAGUCUCUCGCACAUCAAAAAACAUACCAUAACUAAUGAAAAUAUGAAAUGAUGGACAUAAGUAUUUCUAUCUAUUCUGCUCUAAUAAACCUUUAACUCCUCAUCAACGGGUUUACUUGCAUUUAAAUGUUGUAAUGGUUUUUAUCUAAUAAAACAAUAAAACAACA